This is a messenger RNA of Camelina sativa (false flax), 1580 nucleotides long. NCBI's taxonomy places the organism in Eukaryota, Viridiplantae, Streptophyta, Magnoliopsida, Brassicales, Brassicaceae. The record is from RefSeq and is a predicted model, not a curated record.
AUGCCCAGACUUCAUCCCAAGCUUCACCAACAACAAGAGCCAAGAAAUCCUUCCUCUGAUGGUUUGUCUGAGCUUCAAACUAUCAACAUUCUACAUGAUUCAGUGAGGGAGUUAACAACUAAAGAUGAGGAGAUAAGUGGGGAAAUCAAGCAGCUCCAUGGUAAAGUCAGAAGUUCCUCUCCAAAGAAAGCAAGACAAGGAAGGGAGUUUAAGCACUUGGUGAUAUUCCAACAAAUGAAACCCACCCUCAGCCCAUCCCAAGUUAAGGGGUUCGAUUUUUUUAGCUCGAAAGAAACGGAGAUGGAUCAGAAAACGAGGGAGAAGAGUGAGGAUAAGCAAGUGAAGAAGAAAGCUAAGUUAGAAUGGAGACAAAGGGAUUGUGCAAAGCCAAUUGGGGAAGUGAUUAAACGUACUGGUGGCAGAGAAAAGAUCACAUGUCAUUAUGAGACAUUCGAGUUUCAUGGCAAACGAUAUGGACUGGAAGAUACAGUGCUUUUGGCUCCGGAAAUCUCUAACCAAAACAACUAUGUUGCGAUCAUCAAGGAUAUUUAUGUAAAAGAAAAAGAUGGACUUGUGAAGUUGGAGGUGCAAUGGUUUUACCGUCGAGAAGAUAUUAAAAUAAAACAAGUUGGAAAGUGGGAAUCUGAAGAGUCAGGGGAGAUUUUCUUCAGUUUCCAUCGUGAUGAAGUGUUUGCUGAAUCUGUGAAGCACAAGUGUCUUGUGUAUUUUGUGCCAGAUGAUAAGCAAAUUUCAAAUUAUAGUGAGCAUCCCGACUUCAUCGUGAAAAAGGUUUAUGAUAGUAUCAACAAUAAGUUGAGGAAGUUUUCUGAUAAAGGCUUUAAUGUGCGUCAAAAGGCUGAGAUUAAUAUUCUCGUGGCAAAUACGAUUUCGAGGAUUGGUCAUCUCCUUGACAAUAAUAAAUCCCAAACGACUGAGAUUUCGAGGCGUAAAAGAUCAGUUAGGAAAAGAUGUGUCUCAUCCAAAACUGAGAUAGAGAGUUCUGGAAACAAUGCUGAGGUUAAUCCGGUCUCUGAGAAGUUAGAAUCAUUACCAUCCAGUGAUUUUGAUCGUGACAAGAAAAUGACUGAGCUUUUGGAAGCACUACUUCAGCACAUAUGUUGUGCAAGUAACGAGAAGCAAGCUGGCGAUGUUGAGUUUAUGUCACCAGAUAACGUUAUUGUGGUGGUAUUUGCUCUUGAGGAAGCUUUAUAUGAUUCUUUUGGAGAAGAUACACCAAUGUAUAAGUAUAAGUUGGAGCUUCUGGUUGAGAAACUCAAGAACUCACCAGUAUUAGCUAGAAGACUUCUCAGGGGCGGAUUAAAACCUGAACAGGUUAUAAAGAUGAAAGGCUAUGAGCUCUCACUGGCUGAUUUUGAACCAAAUUUGGAGUAAGAUGCUGGAUCGGAUUCACCUCCAAAAGUGUUGGGCUUAAAGAUUCUCUCCAAGGUUAAUGAAGAUACUAACUAAAUAACAUAUUUAGUUGUAUCUUUCUUCUUCUUCUUCUUCUUCUUAAUUGUUAGACAGAGUUUUUUUUUCGUACAAUUUCCUUUCGAUAUAUGUUGCAGAUCAUAACUUAUUUU